UCCCCUUCUAGAAUGGCAGAGUUUUGGUCUUGUGUUGAAAAGGAGGGCAUUACAUGUAGACUUAAACCUUGUUUGGAUGUGUCUACCCGUUGGAACUAUACAUAUUUUAUGUUGGAGAGGGCUUUAACUUAUCAAAAGGCUUUUGAUCGUUUAUUUGAUGACCCGUCCUUCAAAUUAAAUGUAAGAGAGGAGGAGAUUGAUGAGGCGUUUGAUGAUGUUGAUGGUUUUGAGGGUAUGGGUAGGAUAAUUGAAAUUGAGAAAAGAAAGAAAAAGAGAGGGAGAGGGCGGAAGGAAAAUGUUGGGCCUCCAACUUCAAGUGAUUGGGAAAAAAUCAAGUUGUAUGUAAAGUUUCUUCGAGUGUUUUACCUUGCAACUUUGAAAUUUUUGGAUUCUUUGUAUGUCACGUGCAAUAUUUUUUUUGAUGAAAUGGUGUUGAUUCAACAAGAUAUUGUGAAGUUGUGUGAAACCGAUGAUAGUGAAUUGCAUGAUAUGGCACUUGGUAUGCGUGAGAAGUUUGAUAGGUAUUGGGGAGAUUUUGAUAAGAUUAAUCAAAUGUUGAUGUUUGCGGUUGUUCUUGACCCUCGAUGCAAAAUUGGGUUUUUUGAAUAUUGCUUUCGAAAUACUUUGGGAUAUGAUAAGACGGUGGUUGGUGAGUUGACGGAUAAUAUAACAAAUGGAAUUACCCGUUUAUUUGAAUGGUAUGUGAAGAAUAAUGCAAACUCGAAUGUGCGUAGCCAAGAGGUUGGGGGGUCAUCGGACAAAGGAGAUUUGGAUGGAGUUGAAAUGGAGAUUGGUAGUCACAAAUCUUUGAAAUCUCAAUUUAAGAUGCACAUGCAAAAGGAAACUAACAUGGCAUGCAAAUCUGAAUUGGAAAAGUAUCUUGUGGAAGCAAGUGAGGAUGAUGGUGACAAAUUUGAUGUAUUGCGUUGGUGGAAGUUAAACUCCUCUAAGUAUCCAAUUGUUUCUCAAAUGGCACGAGAUGUGCUAGCUAUCCCUGUGUCCACGGUUGCCUCCGAAUCCGCUUUUAGCACGGGCGGACGUGUGAUUGAUCCUUAUCGAAGUUCUCUCUCUCCGAAGACCGUGGAAGCUCUUAUUUGUACGCAACAAUGGAUAAGGAAACCAACUAAAAUCAAUAUAAAAGAACAACUUGAUGAGUUGGAGCAAUUAGAUUCGGUUGUCUUGGAAUCAAUUGAUAACGAUUAAGGAGUUGGUGGCAACCGUUGCAUGCUACAAUUGUUUUUUCAUGGUUGAGAUUGUUGGCAACUUGGCGUAUUUUGAAGUAUGGUGGUGCAGUUUUCAAGCUGGGGAUGGUUCUAUAUUCUGCUAGUUCUGCAAUCUGCUGGUUGACUUGUUUUGCAUUUGGUAG
Molecule: messenger RNA, 1366 nt
Organism: Rhododendron vialii
Lineage: Eukaryota; Viridiplantae; Streptophyta; Magnoliopsida; Ericales; Ericaceae
Product: zinc finger BED domain-containing protein RICESLEEPER 2-like
Exons: 3
Coding region: 13-1203 (396 amino acids)
Molecular function (GO): DNA binding; protein dimerization activity
Source: RefSeq, a predicted model, not a curated record